CUCCUCUGGAGGAGUGACGUCAUGCGGCUGCCUCCUCGGUGUGUGUCCGAAAUGAUGACUCCUCCGCACGGUCACAGUUAAACCUCCACCCCGCUGCCGUUCAUCCCCCGUCGCGUGAUGCAGCAGAAGUUGUGUUCCAGGGGUUGUAGUUCUUUCCUCUUAGAGCGGAAUGGCCAGGCCUGCGGCGCUGGCACCGACCCCAUCACCUGCUGCGACCUCCCCUUCCGCUGCCCCCGCUGUGGCGAGCUGGAGCGCUUCCACAGCCUGGCCUCGCUCCGCGCCCACCUGGAGUACCGCCACUCGUACCACUCACCGGACGUGGACAACAGCAGCUUCAGCAUCACUGGCCAACUCCCUGACCCACUGACAGCAGCGAUUCCCUGGCACGACAUGAGCCUCCCGACACGCAGGGGGCAGCAGAGCACAUGGCGGCCACCCCACGUACGCUCCCUCAGUGACAGCAGGGACAGCGGGUACCUGCACUCCUACAGGUCUGUGAGGAGGCGGACCCAGAGCGUCGGGGUGGGUACGCAGGCAGAGGAUGAGGAGGCAGAGGAAGAUGAAGACUACGAAGAUGAUGAGGAUGAAGAGGACGAGGAGGAAGACGAAGAGAGAGAUGGAGGCAGAAAUGAAGAGGAUAUUAAAAUGGAAAAGUCAGAUUCAGGAUACCAUAACUUCCUGUUUCGUCCUCUUGCUCAUCUCGGACAACCGGCAGACCUGGACACGGAUCCAGACCUGAACCUGGUCGAGCAGAACUACUACGCUGGACUGGAGACAGCGGCGGCCUCGGCGGCAGUGCGGCGGCGACUGGCCAGCAUCCUGCGGGCGGCCGACAGCACCAUGCAGCGGCGGCUGGCCAAGGUGAGCACGGAGCUGGCCCAGACGGACACAGAGCUGCUGUGUGAACGCGCUCACUCGCAGCACCUGGCCCAGGAGAGGCAGGAGGUGGCGGAGCGGGAGCGGUCGCUGAGCCGGCAGGUGGACGUCGCCGUGAUGGUGAUCGCCGCGAUGAGGGAGCAGCUCAACGCCUCCGAGAACGAACUGGAACGACGAGAGAGGGAGGUGAUAACCAUCCAGAAGUUUCUGGAAGCAGUGGCGCGACAGGAGACGAGUGGUAAAGUUCGAAUCCAACGCUUCAUCGAGGACCUGCUUAGACGCAUUGCUCUGGCCGAGAGGCUGGUGGAGUACUACCAGGUUAACGGCAGUCCGCCCCAGUGCAACCACUACAAGCACCACCAGCAGCCAACUGAUAACGGACCCCACAGAAUCACUAAGAGCAGGUCAGCAGGAGGUCAACUGUCCUCGUCUUGUUUCCACAACAGCAGGACGCCCUUGUCCUCCGUGUGCAGCGGCUGCCCUCCGUUCUCCACGCCGGGUGGGGAAAGAGACCGGGAGCGGGAGCACAUGGAGCGGCUGGCCCAGUCGUCCAGGCUCUUCUGCCGACCCGAACACAGAGACGACAUCUGGAACCACCAGCGCCGCCGGUCCGCCGGGUACGAGGCCUAGAUGUGUAGGGAGACGCCAGGGAGAGGGGGGGUAAAACCUUUUUACACAUGACUUUAUUUCAGUAUGAUAAUCUGUGGAAAAGUUCAGUAACCUCAAAGUCACAUCAGGAUUCUUUGGAAAAGUUACGGUUCAAUCAAUCCUUACUGAAGGAAACUGUGCAGAUUAGUAUUAUUAUAUUUAAUAUAUAAUUAUUAUUAUUUGGACAAUCUUCGUUUUCCCAGUGAUGGUGGCGACUCGUCCUCUCCUCUGGUCGAACCCUCACAUCUCGGCCUGGUUCUCCCUAAAACUCCCCAUCAGUCCAGUUAUCUUCCUCCUGUCUGUGCUUAUUAAGGUCAAACUGCUGCAGUUAUCCUGAUGAGUUGAUUGAACUAUCUGGAACUUCCUGCCCCAACAGAACUUUCUUGAAACUUUGAAUGAAGAUUAGGUUCAUCUAAACUUGGAGCGUUGCCCUGUGAUGAUUGAGGAAACCUUGGAUUUCCUGUGGUGCUUCUGUUAUCAUCAUCCGACGAAUGAGGCAGGAAAUCAUUUAGUCAGUGAUGGAAACAUGGAACAUUUAAAAAAAACGAACAGAGACUCCAAGUCUAGAAAGUGGAGUCAACGAAGUCCCUGCAUCUUUUAUUCUGUGUGAUGACUGCUGUCCAAUGAGUGCAGGUGUGGUGUGCCUCAAAGUCAGGCUCCACCCCCUGCUCCAAACCAGGGGGUGAUGUCCCCUCGCUGCUCUGAUUUGCUUUGUUAGGCACAGACAUGACUUUGAUGACAUCAGAUCCUGGUCGAGCUCAUUGUUCACGUGAUUCUUGGCUUUCGCUCGAGUGUGUGAGCUUCACUACAUGAGGACCAACACGGAACCUUUCUGAUACCUGUACAUAACGUUAGAUACAUGUUGACUUGAAAUGAUUUAUUGUGAUUUAUAUGCUUCCUCACAGUUGGUCCUUCUGUCAGGGCUAACCCGCCCACCAGUCUGUUCCCAGAGCAGGAUGUUAAACCAGAGAUAUGGUGGAGGCUAAAAUCAGAUAUGCACAAGUAUAAGCCUCCUGUUUAUAAGGAGCAGUGCAACAUUUCUGGGAAGGAAAGCUUACGUCCCGCCCUAGAUCAGCGUCAGAUGAGAAGAUAGAAAUCCGUUUCAUCUCUCUGCGUCCAGUGCACAGAGAGAUUCAGGCCCUGUUAUCCUAGCUUAGCACAAAGACUGGAUGGAGAAAGGAAACUGCUAGCCUUCAUCGUUGAUGACUACAAAGUGACUGAAAAGCUUCCUCAUCGAGCCACUAACUAAUUCAGACAUUUUACCACUAGUAUUUUUAUUCUUCUCAGCAAAUCUAAGAGAAAAAGCAUAAACCAGUCUUUGUGCUAAAGCUUUGGAGAACUGGUUUUAUCCUCCGUUGCAUGUUUUUCUGAUAGCAGAAGCCACGUUCAUGCAGCUCGACCAAGUUCUGCAGAACACCACACACGCAGUAUAACGAAUGUACCGAGUUAAUGUUCUAGCUCAUGCCGAAAGAGACGCUCCGUUCUGAGACCUGACUCGUCCCGCCGCUCGUUCAGGCUUGAACUCGCGCCCUCGUCGGCACAGAAACGGGUGGAGAUACUCCGAUCACAAACAGAAGGACGUCGUAUCAAACACUUUCAUCCAAAGUGACUUAUCAGUGCCGUGAAUACAUCCAGUUCAUCUGCAGUAAACUAAACGAGUCGUGGCGGCUUCUUUAAUACCAUCGUUCCUCUGGUUACGGGACAUGUUUUUUGCACUCAUCCAAUCAUAAGAAUGUAAAUGUAAAAGAUGGUAUUUGGUGUAAAAUGUAACUUUUUAGUUUUUGUUGACAGUGUUAAUAGAUAUUUUAUAUUCAAAGCAAUUAUGUGUCGUCAAGUGGAAGUAGUCGUCCUUUAACUUGGCAGAACAUUCACCUGAGUCACAAAGCAUUUUUGAUUUUUCAGCCCGGUGUCUGCAAGGUGAUGUGAACGUCUUCAGAUUAGUGUUUAACUGAAACAUGUAUCAUCAGUGGAUAGUUAACUUCACUAAGGUGAGGUCAAAGUGUUUAGUGGAUCUUGCAGACACCUCCCAGAGGCCGAGGCAGCGUCCACACUGACGCGUCUUUAUUUUUGAAAGUUAUCUCCGUCCACUUGAACGUUACAGCUUCAUGUCAGAAAAGAUGAAUCAGGAAGUAGAUUGUUUCCUCUGCAGUUGUUUGCUUAGUCACAGAAGAAGUGGGGUGGGGGGGGGGGGGGGGGGAUAGGAUGAACAGCGAUGGUGAAAAGUAAGAGCACGUUUUCUUUUCUUGGACGAUGACGAGGUGGAGCUGUUACUGACAGUCGCCCUCCCUCAUUCGUGUUAUUUUCUCAAACUAAGCAGCCACCUGCAGAGUAAACAAUCUACUUCCUGUUUACAACAUAUGACCAGUGUAGUUGAAGGGUCAUGUGACAUGUGUGGACAGAUUAUUUCUAUAGUUCUCAUUUAAAAACGCAGUUUAAAUCCUGUUGGUGUGAACGCAGCCUGACCAGUGGUUGUGCCAAUCAUAAUUUUCUUAUUUUAAUAUUUAUUAAAAUCUAAUAUAUAUAUUAUAUAUAUUAAAACAUUUUAAUUGUAUUUAUUGGAUGUUGCUAAUAUUCUUAAGCCAGAUAAUGUUCUGUACUUUUGUUUUUCAUCACUUUAACAAACCAAGUCGGACUGAAUUUGAUAAUUUGUUGUCAACUGAUGCUACUUGUUAAAUGGAAAACUGUAUAUUUAGAAUAUAAAGCGUUAGUUUUCAGUUGAACGGCUUCGUGGAGGUGAUCGUGGAUUCGUUGAGGUUUCCCUUAAUCUGCUUCUCAACACGUGAGAACCUGAUCGGAUAGAUUUGUACAACUUAUCAACGAGAGAUUUGAGAUCUGUGUCAGUUAACUAGACUUUAGCAGUGAUGAUGUGAAGUGUUGCUGCUGCUGUGGAUUAAAAACCCUUCUGCUCUUAGAAGAACCUGAAAGAACCAAGAACACAGAGACUCAGUCUUUGUUUUUAGAUUUGAAUGAACUUGAUGACUUCAUGUUGACUCAACAUCCGUCGGACGUAAUAAUUAUAAAAACUUUUAUUCUUUAAUAGUCUUUGAAAAACAAAGGGACCAGCCGUCCUUGGCCGAGGUGAUCACUGAGUUGAAGGGUUUUUAUGCAAACAGCAGCUUAACUCUUGACUUGUGUGUCGGUUGUGUGUGUCUGGUAAACUGAUUUCUGUUGUCGAGUUUCUGGUGCUCAGUCUUUGGAAGUUGGUAGAAGAUGCAUGACGCAGCUCAACAACUACUACAUAUGUAGCUAUUGUGUUACUGUGAAAGCAUGCUCCAUAUGUAGCAAAGAGUACUUAUAAAAUACUGUUAUCUUGUACUAUGUGUACUUUUGUAGCAGAGCGAGGUCUAUUUUAACGGUGUUUGAAGGAGAGUUGCACUAAGCCAGCCGAGGGCACUGAGCGUGGAGCUGUUGGGUUUGACACGACGGUGGAGUUGUUCUGGACAAUCAGCAUGGGUCAUGCACAGGUCUGGAAAAAACACUUCCUGUGGAAAACGUGCAGGACCUUUGAGAGGAAGAAGAAACAGAGACGAGGGGGAAAACGCAAUCGAAAGCAAGUUACUGUCGGAUCUUUCCUCCCUCGUGCCGAUGGAGAUGAAGGGAUUUUUUCUGUUGUGUGGAACUGUUUCCCGGCCGAGUUUAAACCUCCUUUCGUUCGUCAUGAUUGUCCGUAGAGAUUUCGUUUGCAGAAGUGAUCUCUAGUUUUGUGCCUUCACUCCAAACCUCCGUCGUCUGUAUAACACUGUGCAAAAUGCAAUACUGUGAAGAGCUGGAUAACGUUUUCUGUUCUGUGUGGACACCAUGGAAGAUUAAAGAAAUAAACAUGA
Messenger RNA from Platichthys flesus (European flounder), 5348 nucleotides. It is a transcript of the gene znf365, whose product is annotated as zinc finger protein 365. The coding region runs from base 118 to 1506 and encodes 462 amino acids. NCBI's taxonomy places the organism in Eukaryota, Metazoa, Chordata, Actinopteri, Pleuronectiformes, Pleuronectidae. Gene Ontology annotation, biological process: regulation of DNA strand resection involved in replication fork processing; regulation of double-strand break repair via homologous recombination; regulation of neuron projection development. The record is from RefSeq and is a predicted model, not a curated record. Gene Ontology annotation, cellular component: centriolar satellite. The transcript is spliced from 6 exons.